CAUUAUUCUGAGAUCGCAUGCAGAUAUAAAUCUGUCAGAAAUAAUUUCGUGAUAUUGUUUAAUUAUUUAUCUAGAGGAAUAGCCCUAUCUCGGCGAAGAGAACUUUUGAUCGUUGCAAAACGAUCAGUUCAAACAAUUGUUUACAUUUUAGGACUUCAGGUAACAGAGACACUGCUAACUAAGGCGAGAGAAUAUACAUUAUUGUGUUUGUCUAAAUAUUUGCAACAAGCAAUGAGGGUAACAACAUUCUUGGUGUUGCUUAUUUGUACGGGAGCAAGAAACGCUGAUAUAGAUCCAUUGAAAACAAUUAUUUGGGGCCCAGGACUGAAACCAGCAGAAGUUACGAUGCGUGCAAGAUAUUUCUUUUUGCAACUCGUCGAUUUGCAUGGAGGAAAUUUAACAAAAUCUCCUGGUGAGAAUAUAAUUACUGGACAAGUAUACGGACAAUCCUUUAAUGGUGCAUCGUGCCGUGUAUGGACUCAAAUCUUUGACUGCAAAGAUGGAAGUUUUAUUAUGCGCUACAAAGUUUUUAAUACCUGUUUUAAUGUUAAAAUUAAAGUGAAAAUUAAAGAAAAAGAGUUACUAGUAUCCCAUUCAAAGAUCAAAGAUCCUGUUUAUGAGGAAGAAUGUUACUGUCCGAAUCCAUCAAUCACUAACUGGUUGGAUCAUUAUCAGUGUCAACAAAAUUACACUCAAAUACAUCGUGAUCUAUCUCCUUUUUCAAAUAUUGAUUUUGAUAAAGUACGUCAAAGCAUUAUCAAAAGAUAUGAUCGACCAACCAGUGUCAGCAUUUGUCAUUAUAUAUUGAAAUCUAACAGAAUUUACAGACAAUGUUAUGGUCAGUACGUUGGCUUCAAAAUAUUUAUGGAUGCUAUAUUGCUAUCACUCGCACGCAAAGUGACGCUGCCAGAUAUUGAAUUCUUCGUAAAUUUGGGCGACUGGCCACUUGUUCCUGAUUCGGGACCACUUUACCCUAUUUUUUCAUGGUGCGGAUCUGAAAGUACGAAAGAUAUUGUUAUGCCUACAUACGAUAUCACAGAAUCAUCUCUAGAAGCGAUGGGAAGGGUAAUGUUAGACACGCUCUCCGUACAAGGUAAUGGACUGCCAUGGGAGUACAAGACUGAGCAAUUAUUUUGGCGUGGACGUGAUGCCAGAAGGGAACGCCUUGACUUAAUAGAUAUUUCAAGAAAACAUCCGGAACUCUUCAAUGUAUCCAUUACUAAUUUUUUCUUCUUUAGGGACGAAAUAGAUAAAUAUGGACCUGCACAAAAUCAUGUAUCAUUUUUUAAUUUUUUUAAGUACAAAUAUCAAUUGAAUAUUGAUGGCACAGUAGCAGCUUAUCGAUUCCCAUAUUUACUUGCUGGAGAUUCUUUGGUGUUUAAGCAAGAAUCCAAGUAUUAUGAAUUUUUUUAUAAAGAUCUUACACCUGGAUUACAUUAUGUACCUGUGAAAAGUGACCUGUCGGACCUUGUCGAAAAGAUUAUGUGGGCAAAGGAGCAUGAUGAGGAUGGAUUGAGAAUUGUUAAAUCUGCCAGACAAUUUACCAGGGAUAAUUUAUUACCACGUGAUAUAUUAUGUUACUAUACAGUUUUAUUUCAUGAAUGGAGUAAACGCUUAAAGAGUAAAGUUGAAGUAUUAAAUAACAUGGAAGAAGUACCACAACCUAGUCAUUCUUGUCAGUGUCAUUUUCAGAAUUCAAACCUUCGAGAGGAAUUGUAGUUUUUAACAUCUUUUUUAACAUUAUUUUUUUAUGAUUUAUUUAUAUAAUGAAAUUUAACAGAUUCACAUUGCCAUACAUGUAUCAUCUAUUAUGGGUGUACACAAAUGCACAAUCUGUUUACUAAGAUUUUA
This is a messenger RNA of Mycetomoellerius zeteki, 1851 nucleotides long. RefSeq names its product KDEL motif-containing protein 1. The coding region runs from base 232 to 1719 and encodes 495 amino acids. NCBI's taxonomy places the organism in Eukaryota, Metazoa, Arthropoda, Insecta, Hymenoptera, Formicidae. The transcript has 9 exons. Gene Ontology annotation, molecular function: glucosyltransferase activity. The record is from RefSeq and is a predicted model, not a curated record. Gene Ontology annotation, cellular component: endomembrane system.